AUUUGGAUAAUGAACACCCCUCUUUCCCUCCCUCGUCAGGCAUCACUCCCGGAAAACCGGUCCAAAGUAAAAACUACUACCUUGCCCCGGCCGCCCAUUUCAUGUUUUGUGUUGUCCGUCUGGAACAAGCUCCAACAUUUGAUUUGAUUUGAUUUGAUUGGCAAUGGAAAUGGCGUGUUUAUUAUCAUCAUCCCACCCACUCUGUAGUAGUAAAACCCUAGUAGUCAAACAACCACCAACAUUAUCUCCCUUUUUCUUCACUAGUACUAAAUUCCCGUCUUUCCUUCAUCAUCAUCAUCUCAAUCCUGCCCUUCUUCAAAUUAGGAAGGCGUCGUCUUCUUCUAUUCAGAAUCAAAAUGACGAUUCAGACACUUUACAGCUAGUUGAGAAGCUCAAGGACACCGAGAAACGGCGAAUAAAUGAACUGGAGGAGCUUGACCGAAAAGCAAACACUCAGUUAGAAAGGCAGCUCAUCUUGGCUUCUAAUUGGAGCCGAACUUUAUUAACCCUCCAGAAUAAACUAAAGGGAACUCAAUGGGAUCCACAUCAUUCUCACAAAAUUCACUACAGUGAUUUCCUUAGCCUUCUCAAUUCCAAUAAUGUUCAGUUCAUGGAGUAUUCCAAUUACGGCCAGACCGUCUCAGUGAUUCUACCGUAUGAUAAGGAUGGAGACUCGACAAGUGAGUCAAAGAAAGAUGUUAUUUUCAAGAGGCAUGUCGUUGACCGUAUGCCUGUUGACAGCUGGAAUGAUGUUUGGCAAAAGUUGCAUCAACAACUCGUGAAUGUUGAUGUCAUUAAUGCGAAUACAGUUCCUGCAGAGGUCUACUCGAGUGUCGCCACAAUUGUUGUGUGGUCAAUGCGACUUGCUCUUGCUAUAGGAUUGUACGUAUGGAUUGAUAAUAUGAUGAGGCCAAUCUAUGCAAAGUUAAUACCUUGUGAUUUGGGAAGCCCCCCUAAACAGAUAAGACAGCCGAUCAAGAACCAGACACUUGGAUCAUUAGGCGAGAGUCGAGCUAAAUUUAUAUCAGCAGAAGAGACAACUGGUGUCUCCUUUGAUGAUUUUGCAGGACAAGAAUAUAUAAAGAGGGAAUUACAAGAGAUUGUUAGAAUACUAAAGAAUGAUGAAGAAUUCCAAAAUAAAGGCAUAUACUGUCCUAAGGGUGUCCUACUUCAUGGUCCUCCUGGAACUGGUAAAACUCUACUAGCAAAAGCUAUAGCUGGUGAAGCAGGUCUUCCUUUCUUUGCAGCCAAUGGCACUGAUUUUGUUGAGAUGUUUGUUGGGGUUGCGGCGUCUCGUGUGAAGGAUCUUUUUGCUAGUUCAAGAACAUUUGCUCCUUCUAUUAUUUUUAUUGACGAGAUAGAUGCUAUUGGCAGCAAACGUGGUGGCCCGGACAUUGGCGGGGGUGGUGCAGAGAGGGAACAGGGUCUGCUUCAAAUAUUAACAGAAAUGGAUGGUUUCAAAGAGUCAACAUCUCAGGUGCUAGUUAUUGGAGCAACCAACAGGCUGGAUAUUCUUGAUCCUGCUCUUUUGAGAAAAGGCCGUUUCGAUAAGAUAAUAAGGGUUGGUUUGCCCUCUAAAGAUGGUAGAUUUGCUAUAUUGAAGGUUCAUGCAAAAAACAAAUAUUUUCGUUCUGAGGAAGAGAAGGAAAACUUAUUGCUGGAAAUUGCAGAGAAAACAGAAGAUUUUACAGGAGCAGAGCUGCAGAAUAUACUGAAUGAAGCUGGUAUUUUGACUGCCAGAAAGGACUUGGAUUAUAUAGGACGAGAAGAACUUCUCGAGGCCUUGAAAAGGCAAAAAGGAACGUUUGAAACAGGUCAAGAAGAUAGAAGUGAAGUCCCUGAAGAGCUAAAACUGAGGCUGGCAUAUAGAGAAGCAGCUGUCUCUGUUCUUGCAUCCUACUUUCCAGAUCCCCACCGUCCUUUCAUGGGGACAGAUAUCAAUUCUGUUAAAAGUCAAUCCAACAUGCGCUACGUAGAGAUUUCAGGACGGGUCUUCAAAAGGAAGGCAGAUUAUGUAAAUGCCAUAGUCCGUGCUUGUGCUCCCAGAGUGAUUGAAGAGGAGAUGUUUGGAUUAGACAAUUUAUGCUGGAUAUCUGCGAAGGCUACAUUAGAAGCUUCAAUGCUUGCUGAGUCCUUAAUUCUCCAGUCUGGAAUGACAUCAUUUGGGAAGGCAUACUACCGGAAACAGCACGAUUUAGUACCAAAUCUUGCAGCCAAACUUGAAGCACUUAAGGAUGAGUACAUGCGGUUUGCCAUGGAAAAAUGUUAUUCUGUUUUACGGGAGUAUUAUUCUGCGGUAGAAGAGAUCACAGAUAUUCUACUUGAGAAGGGUGAGAUUGAAGCGGAUGAAAUUUGGAGUAUAUUCAAAACUACACCUCGGAUAGCUCAGCCUAGUGUUCCCCCCAUUGAUGAAUAUGCUGCACUGAUAUAUGCCGGAAGAUGGGGCAUCCACGGUGCUUCACUUCCAGGUAGGGCUACAUUUGCACCCGGCAAUGUUGGAUUUGUGACUUUUGGAUCCCCACGUCCAAUGGAGACUCAGAUUGUUAGUGAUGAUACCUGGAAGCUAGUUGACAAAAUUUGGGACACUAGGGUUCAGGAAAUUAGAGAUGGGGCCAAAAAAGAAAUCGAAGCUGAACAGGAGACGCCACGGGUUUUAAUAGCCAGCCAUUUUCUAUGAUGGUUGCCGUCUUUUAUGGCAAUUUCAUGCUCAAAUUAUGUCGACUAGUUUUGGUAGUCUAGCCACAUUUUCUUGAUCACGCGAACCUUAUAUGCACUAAAAAAGACCCGAGCUUUGUUGUAUCAUGGUUCCCAGGCCAUCAAAAGAUCAUGCGAUUGCACACAGCAAAUAUAGUGUCAGUUUAAUGGAAAACUUGAUUGCAAUCAAUCAUGGAGGGUGAAGAUGAUCGUGACCAUUCUGUGAUUUGCAUGUAAUAUUGUAUAAGUUGACAUGUAAGAGGCCCAUGGUCUACUACGCUUAAAUGGAAUUUCACGCUGGUUUUGAUCUUGAAGAUGCGUCGCACAAGUCAUUUGUUGAGUUAGAUCCAAGACGUAGAAAAAGGCUAUGUAGUACAAUUAUGCAACAUCAUCAUCUUCUGCGUAUAUAGAGUUGUAUUUAUUUGAAUUAUAAAAAGGUUUUUGUAGUCUAUUGUUGUAUUCAAUCAAAUCUUUAUAUUUAUGUGCAUCUAAUUUCUUUAUAAUUUUA
This is a messenger RNA of Erigeron canadensis, 3202 nucleotides long. RefSeq names its product probable inactive ATP-dependent zinc metalloprotease FTSHI 4, chloroplastic. The record is from RefSeq and is a predicted model, not a curated record. Gene Ontology annotation, cellular component: chloroplast thylakoid. Gene Ontology annotation, molecular function: metalloendopeptidase activity; ATP-dependent peptidase activity; ATP hydrolysis activity. The transcript is spliced from 17 exons. Gene Ontology annotation, biological process: proteolysis. NCBI's taxonomy places the organism in Eukaryota, Viridiplantae, Streptophyta, Magnoliopsida, Asterales, Asteraceae. The coding region runs from base 164 to 2677 and encodes 837 amino acids.